AUGACGAGUGUCGACGGGGCUGGUUUGGUUCCUGGUGGCAGGGGAGGGUAUCCUAGGCCUAUUGGUUCUGGAUCAAAGUUGAGAUGCCGCGCUUCUUCUCGAACGAUCAUGAGCAGCGAUGAGAUGAAGGUCCUGCUGCGCGCCACGCGGCGCGGGAGCGAGGGGAGGCUCUACUGGCAGGGCAAGCUGGUGGUGGUGGUGCGGAUGAUCUGGUUCAUCAUCAAGCUGCAGGCACGGUGUCUGAUGGUCGAUGUUGGUCGUGCUUGUCCCGAGCACUGCCCCACGGCAGACGCUUUUAGCGUCGUUGCCGCGGCGCUUAAAACGCUGUCUUGUUGCGUCUUCGGUGUGAAACCUUACGAUCUGGAAGAUUGCCGGGAAAGGAUGAGAACGACCCGUGGGACACAGCCGAGCAGUCAAGCCGUACAGGACAGGGCAGCGCAGGGCAGACCAGGCAUGGGUGAGGGAGUGAGCACGGUGGCACAUCUCAACCUGUACCCCGGCGAUGGCGAUGGCGAUGGGGGUGUCGUGAUAGUGCUGUUGUCUGCACAUGGCAGGUCGAGCUUUGGCCUGUUUGCUAUUUGCGCACGUCGUGGAGAUGGAGGAGGCAGGGAGCUCUGCACCCAGGAACCCCGGGGUGCUAGGGGCCCCAAGCCCAGGGCACCACCGCUGGCACCACCGCUGGCACCACCGCUGGCACCCGCCCAGGGACCCCGACAGUCUGGGUGGUCGCGCUGUAGGUGUCUCACCACGAGAAGCUCAGAGACAAGAGACUUCUGGCACCUUUCCGAGGCGGGGUUAGCCUGCGGGACACCGAGACCAAGCUACAGUGCUGGCGUGUCGACGGUGACGGCGGGCACGGUAUGCCUGUCUUACGAAGAGGCGUCAUGUCACAGUGCGCACGAGGCGAACAGCCAGCAGCUGCUCACAGUUGGCGAUCCCCACCCCGGCCACGCCCGUUUCAUUCGCGCAGCACCUUGCACCUUGCACCUGGGCCGCACCCUUCUUCGCCCAUUCCACCCCCGCUGUCCCGCUGCCCACUGCCCACUGUCCGCCGCACCCGCCCUUCUUCUUCCCUUCCAUCUUUCUCUCUGCCUGAUGCUUCCAACAACCAUCACGUCUAUUAUUAGCAUCACCUUCAGCCCCAUCGACUGCUGCAAGACAGAACACCAAGUCCACCGAGAGCUUGUCCCAUGUCCGCUGUCGAGAUCGACAAAGCCGCACGAGCUUUCCGUUCUUUGCUCCGUUGACGUUGCUGUCUUCAUCCUCGGCAACAACAAGAAGCUGUACGAGUACUCGUCGACUGACAUGCGCGAAAUGAUCACCCGUUACACAUAUCAUGGUGGACCAACCGAGCACAAGGGUCCUUCAGACUUCAACGGCGGCAACGACGAGGAGGAAGAGGAAGACGACAACGGCACCCCGCCGAUCCGCGAGUCCAUGGAGCCCCAGAUGCUGCCGCCGCACUUCCAAGGCCAGCCGGGCUUCCCCCACAUGAGGCAUCACGAGCCAUCAGCCUCACCGCCCAUCAACGGCAUGCACUUUCAGCAACACCCUGGCCAGCCCGGACCUCGCAGCCACACACCCCAACCCCAGAUGGGAUCUCGCCCUGCCUCCAGACAAGACAUUCGCCGGAUAGGACAGCAGCAGCAACCACCUCCUCCCCCUCAGCAACAGCCUGUCAACGGCUUUGCCUUUAUGCCCAAUCCCGCCAUCUACACUCCGCAGAACCAACAGAACAUGCAGCAGCACGGCAUGCCUCAGCAAGGACCUCAGUACCCGGCCUAUCCCCCAAACCACCAGCAGCAGCCACAUCAGCAGCAUCAACAGCAACAGCAGCAACAGCAGCAACACAUACAAUACCUAGAGGACCAGCGGCGAGCCUCGAUGCCGCCAGCGUACCCGCAGAACCCGCAGGGCCCUCAAGUUUCACGGAUCUCGCCUUCACCUCCGCAGCCACACGCGCAGAAGCUGCCACAGCAGCACCAGCAGCAUCUUGCUUCUUUCGCUGCAGCGGAUUCGUCGGCCUCCAAGUCGGACGCCGGCGUCAAGAUCGAAAGUGUCAACCGGUCUCAGUCGGUAGAUGUUGGCGCGGUUUCGAGGACAAACGGCCACACCAGCUCGCCUCCGCUCCCUCAACAAUCCGACGCCCAAGGACCGGGCAAGGGACGCAAUGUGUCCAUUGCGGCUAUUCCCGAAACCACUUUUACGCCUCCAUCGCGAUCCAACAGCAUGAAGCUUGGCAGCCUUGGCGGCGGUGGAGGGGCGCGGCCUCGCCUUCGAGUCGAAAUCCCCGACGAACCGUCUGACGAGCAACAGACUGCCACUGGUGCUUCCGAGACGCAGUCGCCACGGACGCAAGCUGAUCCUGCCGCAACACAAGCGGCCCGGCGGCCAGAAGGCCAGGCCUCCAACAACAUGGUCCUUCCACCGCCCUCCCCUUCUGCAUCGGCCUUGCUCUCCGCGGGUGCAACAGGCCCGCCGAAUCCGUUCGCGCGACCGGCGCCGCAGCAAAAUAACAACAUGAACAUUGACACACCGGUCUCCGCCCUCCCGUCCCGGUUCCUCAACAACGAGUUCUUGCCCAGCCCAAGCAGCUUCGACACGUACUGGUAUCAGCGCGGCGGCAACGACAGCAACACGUUACCGAGUCCGCUAAACUUUGCGACUCCCGUGGUGGGACAGGGCCCCAGUUUCCUGCGAGAGGACAACCCGCCGAUCGCAAAGCGCAAAACGCCUGAAAUCGGCAGCGGCGAAAGCGCAGACACGGGCGGUGACGCAAAACGCCCCAAGGUCGAGUCCUAA
Messenger RNA from Verticillium alfalfae VaMs.102, 2802 nucleotides. RefSeq names its product MADS-box MEF2 type transcription factor. The transcript has 9 exons. Gene Ontology annotation, molecular function: DNA binding; protein dimerization activity. The record is from RefSeq and is a predicted model, not a curated record. Bases 1 to 2802 code for a protein of 933 amino acids. NCBI's taxonomy places the organism in Eukaryota, Fungi, Ascomycota, Sordariomycetes, Glomerellales, Plectosphaerellaceae.